AUGAGUAAGAAGAGUGAUGAUGUGAAGGACAAGAUCACAACCAUUGCCAACAACACCUGCUUCAUCAGCACGCCGUCGUUGGUGCCGGCCAUCCUAGACGCAUUCUCAGACCUCAAUGUGGUGCCGGCACGACUGCGCCAGAUCUGCGACCACGUGUUGCGCCAGCUUGGAUCGCACAGUCCAGAGUGCCUCCCAAUCGUCAUCAAGUUUCGCAUGCAGCAAGGUGGUGGCGGUACUGUUGAGGGCGGCGAGGAGUGGGAGAUGAUGCCACAGCGUGGCUGCGGCCAACUCAAGACUACCAUGGCCCAGCCAAUCACCGCCCUCGAUCUGCUUAACGCCCACCGCCGCGGCGCGGAGACCACCGUCAUUAAGCUUGCAAGCACGGGCCGGCUCACCACCGCCAUGGCUGUUGCCAUGUUUGCCAGACACACGCGCGCGUUCUUGAUGUGCUUCAAGUCGAUUCAGGAGGUGGUUGGGGCGCUGGUGGCGCACAUUGGCACGGGGCAGGCACAGGAGGUGGACGCAGCCAUGCCUGUGCUGCUACUGUCGCUGGCCACAGGCCACCUGAAGCUGCUGCACCCAUUUGCGCUCAUGCUGAACGGCAUCCUGGACUGUCUGAGCAACCUGCACUUCAUCCCCACCCGGCAGCUCUUCCGUGUCCCGACCACGCUCAUGUUUGACCGCCAGCGCACCGCAGCCGCAGGCCUCAUAGGAAGAUGGUGCCUGUCUCAAUCCAAUGAAGAGCUGAAACACAUCGGCACCAUCGCUGCCACCACUGUCACCCGCACCUGGCUCGCUCUCGCCAACGACACAGACACCUCCAUCGGCCCACCAACAACCAUCAAGAGCAAGCACAUCUGCCGGGAUGUGUGCACGGGGAUGGUGGGCUCACCAUCGAGCCGCCGCCGCCGACGGCCGGUUGGGUUCAUGUCGCUCGCCGACCCCGGCAGGCACGUGUGGAGGCCGCCGGGACCCCCAAGUGCACGUUCCAGCACAACAACACUGUCAACACAAUUGUGGUUUGCGCAGACGGACGGGUGCGCCCCAUACGUUGGAGACCAAGACCGACGAGGAGACAAGACUGCGGAAGCACGCUGCCGGAACGCGGACCUCUUCACGUUCCUGAUGUCGCUGCAGCCCUUUGUAUGGUGGGACCUGCCGCUGGGGACGGGCAACCUGAACCCGGAGGAGGAGACGAUAGAGGAGGUGCAGCACGAGAGUGGGGCGCACCCACGCGCUCAAGCCGGCGUUCUCGAUUGGCGUGGGCCUGCAGCGACGACGUGCUGUUCCGGACGGUCGUGGACGGACAACGACCGCACCCUGGAGCUGCUGCGCAAGGCGGGCGUUGUGAGCGUGGACGUGGGAGUGAAAGAGGACCUGUUUGGUUGA
Molecule: messenger RNA, 1389 nt
Organism: Salpingoeca rosetta
Lineage: Eukaryota; Choanoflagellata; Craspedida; Salpingoecidae
Exons: 10
Coding region: 1-1389 (462 amino acids)
Biological process (GO): interstrand cross-link repair; double-strand break repair involved in meiotic recombination; homologous chromosome pairing at meiosis
Cellular component (GO): condensed chromosome; nucleus
Molecular function (GO): DNA polymerase binding
Source: RefSeq, a predicted model, not a curated record